Molecule: messenger RNA, 1212 nt
Organism: Boeremia exigua
Lineage: Eukaryota; Fungi; Ascomycota; Dothideomycetes; Pleosporales; Didymellaceae
Product: yeats family-domain-containing protein
Exons: 6
Coding region: 207-884 (225 amino acids)
Biological process (GO): regulation of transcription by RNA polymerase II; chromatin remodeling
Cellular component (GO): NuA4 histone acetyltransferase complex; Swr1 complex
Molecular function (GO): histone binding
Source: RefSeq, a predicted model, not a curated record
ACCGACGCGCCCCCAAAGCUCGCUCCCAAAGCUGCCUGGCCCUCUCUCACCUGAAUCCGUUAGCUGCGUUGCCGCCAAGCCCUCGAGCUGUAGCUGUCCCGCUCCGCCCGCGCACCCAUCGCGCGAACGUCAAGCCCGCGCUCUCCACGCGCCUGCACGCGCAAUUCAAACACCCACCCAACCACCACUCACACACUACCGCCAAUAUGCCUGACGUCAAGCGCUGGGUUAAGAUCAUUACCCACCAGGCGCCCAAUGACCAGCCGUCCCAGGUCGAGGGCUUCCCGAUGCGGUCGUGGAACAUCGAGAUCUGGCUGCUCGAUGACCAGGGCAACGAGGUGCUGCCGGUUGUGUACGAGAAGGCGGUGUACAAUCUGCAUCCGUCGUUUCCCAAGAACAAGCAGACCUUCAAGAAGCCUCCGUUCCGUAUCGACGAGGAGGGCUGGGGCGAAUUCGACAUGACUAUUGUCCUCACGGCUGCGCACAAGGGCGGCGAGCACACGCUGAGCCACGAUCUGAACUUCCAGUCUGAGCGCUACGAGGCGAAACAUCAGGUCACCUUCCGCAACCCCAAGCCCGAGCUCCUAGCACUCCUCACCGACUCCGCGCCCGCCGACGCAAACGGUGUCCGCGGCAAGGACGCAUCCAAGAAGAAGGCGCGCCGUGACAAGGCCGUCGAUAUGGAGAAGCUCGCCGACGGCCUGCAGAAGCUGAGCGAGGACGAUUUGCUGCACGUGGUCACCAUGGUGCACGAUAACAAGACGAGCGAGACGUACACGAAGAACGACGUUGAGAACGGCGAGUUCCACGUCGAUCUGUACACGCUCCCGGACUCGCUGAUCAAGAUGCUUUGGGACUUCACCGCGAGCAAGACGGAGCUCUAGCGUAGCUGUGUCAGGCGCGCUGCGGGAUGAGCAUUCGCGACUAUCCUGCUACGGCUUUACUACUCGGGACUCCAACACGAUACCAGUACCCUCGCUCCCGCCCCGUCCUCUUCCCCAGCGCUGCGCUCGAGCGCUACGACCGCACGCAUAUCUCGCGUCCAGUUUGGAUAUCGCGAGGAACCCGCGAGCGGCACGCGUCUGCUGCAGCACCCUUGCUGGGUUUUUUUCUACAGUCAGCUUAUUCGAGGCACGAGGCGUUGGGGCAAAAGUAGGGAGAAUGGGCUUUUUCACGGCUUUGGGCUGGCUUUAAUGAAUUUUUUUCAUGGGU